AUGAGAGCCGCCGCGCUACAGGGUCCCGGCCUCGCCCGGGCGCCGCCGGCCGCCGUCCCGCUGCACCCGCGGCCGCGGCGCGCCGGCUUAGGCGGCCACCACCACCACCACCGGGGCGCACCGCUGAGGAGCGACCUGCUGCUGCUGCUGCAGCAGCCCACCGCCGUCCCCCUACGAGCUCGCUACCCGCCCUCUUCUUCCGCCUCGUCUAACGUGAACCCCGACACAGGGGAAGGCGCCGACGAGCUGCUCGACGAUUUGCUCCAGGAGCACGGCGAAGUCGUGUACAGCGCCGCCGGGGGCGGGUCUCUGGCAAGUGAGGCCGACGAAGACGCCGAGUGCCUGUCAUUGGCUGUUUCUCUCGCUAAAGUUGCGAGCGAGGUGAAGGCUGCCGAUAUCCGUGUGCUAUUCGUGAAACCGAUUGUCUACUGGACGGAGUUCUUCAUCAUUCUCACCGCCUUCUCGAAUGCGCAGAUUGAGGCCAUCAGCUCCAAAAUGAGGGACAUCGGCGAGCAGCAGUUUAGCCGCGUUGCAUCUGGUGAUACAAAACCGAAUUCAUGGACCUUGCUGGACUUUGGUGAUGUUGUCGUCCAUAUAUUUCUCCCCCCACAGCGGGAAUUCUACAACCUGGAAGAGUUCUACGGCAACGCCACUACCAUCGAACUCCCUUUCGAGACCCAGUUGCAGUAACCGCCGUUUGCAUCUGCUCCGCGAGACACUGGAGUCAAUCCAAAAGUGACAUAUUCCCUUGAAGCCCCGGGCAACAUUACACAAUUUUUAGUCUUCAUGUCUUGCCUUAAUGCUCGGAUACGGAGAGCUGCCGACAGACACCUACCAUGGUCACAACUCAGCCAGUUAUAUCGGGUCACUGCGCUUCUCAAAUGUUGC
This is a messenger RNA of Lolium rigidum, 888 nucleotides long. Its product is annotated as protein Iojap, chloroplastic-like. The transcript has 5 exons. Gene Ontology annotation, molecular function: ribosomal large subunit binding. Bases 1 to 690 code for a protein of 229 amino acids. The record is from RefSeq and is a predicted model, not a curated record. NCBI's taxonomy places the organism in Eukaryota, Viridiplantae, Streptophyta, Magnoliopsida, Poales, Poaceae. Gene Ontology annotation, biological process: negative regulation of translation; negative regulation of ribosome biogenesis.